Messenger RNA from Megalobrama amblycephala (Wuchang bream), 2286 nucleotides. RefSeq names its product zonadhesin-like. Bases 1 to 2286 code for a protein of 761 amino acids. The record is from RefSeq and is a predicted model, not a curated record. The transcript has a single exon. NCBI's taxonomy places the organism in Eukaryota, Metazoa, Chordata, Actinopteri, Cypriniformes, Xenocyprididae.
AUGGAACCUGGUUUCUCUCCAUCUGAGAAGUCUAGCUCUCACCCUGAGAAACCCAGUUCUAACCCUGAGAAACCUAGUGCUUCUAUGGAACUCAGUUCAUCCUUCCCUUCUGAGAAACCCAAUUCUAAACCCGAGAAUCCCAGUACAGCUAUGGAACCCAGUUUAUCCCUCCCUUCUGAGAAACCCAGUUAUAAACCUGAGAAACCUAGUGCUCCUAUGAAUCUCAGUUCAUUCCUCCCUUCUGAGGAACCAAGUUCUAAACCUGGAAAACCCAGUCCGAAAUCUGAGAAACUUAGUACUCCUGUGGAACCCAGUUCAUCCCUCCCUUCUGAGGAACCCAGUUCUAAACCUGAGACACCUAGUGCUCCUAUGAAUCUCAGUUCAUCCCUCCCUUCUGAGAAACCCAGUUCUAAACCUGAGAAACCUAGUGCUCCAAUGGAAUCUGGUUCCCCUCAAUCUGAGAAGUCUACCUCUCAUCCUGAGAAACCCAGUUCUAACCCUGAGAAACCUAGUGCUCCUAUGAAUCUCAGUUCAUCCCUCCCUUCUGAGAAACCCAGUUCUAAACCUGAGACACCUAGUGCUCCAAUGGAAUCUGGUUCCCCUCAAUCUGAGAAGUCUACCUCUCAUCCUGAGAAACCCAGUUCUAAACCUGAGAAACCUAGUGCUCCAAUGGAAUCUGGUUCCCCUCAAUCUGAGAAGUCUAGCUCUCACCCUGAGAAACCCAGUUCUAACCCUGAGAAACCUAGUUCUCCUAUGAAUCUCAGUUCAUCCCUCCCUUCUGAGGAACCCAGUUCUAAACCUGAGACACCUAGUUCUCCUAUGAAUCUCAGUUCAUCCCUCCCUCCUGAGAAACCCAGAUCUAAACCUGAGAAACCUAGUGCUCCUAAGAAUCUCAGUUCAUCCCUCCCUUCUGAGGAACCCAGUUCUAAACCUGAGACACCUAGUGCUCCUAUGAAUCUCAGUUCAUCCCUCCCUUCUGAGAAACCCAGUUCUAAACCUGAGAAACCUAGUGCUCCAAUGGAAACUGGUUCCCCUCAAUCUGAGAAGUCUAGCUCUCACCCUGAGAAACCCAGUUCUAAACCUGAGAAACCUAGUGCUCCUAAGAAUCUCAGUUCAUCCCUCCCUUCUGAGAAACCCAGUUCUAAACCUGAGAAUCCUAGUGCUCCAAUGGAAUCUGGUUCCCCUCAAUCUGAGAAGUCUACCGCUCAUCCUGAGAAACCCAGUUCUAACCCUGAGAAACCUAGUGCUCCUAUGAAUCUCAGUUCAUCCCUCCCUUCUGAGGAACCCAGUUCUAAACCUGAGACACCUAGUGCUCCUAUGAAUCUCAGUUCAUCCCUCCCUUCUGAGAAACCCAGUUCUAAACCUGAGAAACCUAGUGCUCCAAUGGAAUCUGGUUCCCCUCAAUCUGAGAAGUCUAACUCUCACCCUGAGAAACCCAGUUCUAACCCUGAGAAACCUAGUGCUCCUAUGAAUCUCAGUUCAUCCCUCCCUUCUGAGAAACCCAGUUCUAAACCUGAGACACCUAGUGCUCCAAUGGAAUCUGGUUCCCCUCAAUCUGAGAAGUCUACCUCUCAUCCUGAGAAACCCAGUUCUAAACCUGAGAAACCUAGUGCUCCAAUGGAAUCUGGUUCCCCUCAAUCUGAGAAGUCUGGCUCUCACCCUGAGAAACCCAGUUCUAACCCUGAGAAACCUAGUUCUCCUAUGAAUCUCAGUUCAUCCCUCCCUUCUGAGGAACCCAGUUCUAAACCUGAGACACCUAGUUCUCCUAUGAAUCUCAGUUCAUCCCUCCCUCCUGAGAAACCCAGAUCUAAACCUGAGAAACCUAGUGCUCCUAAGAAUCUCAGUUCAUCCCUCCCUUCUGAGGAACCCAGUUCUAAACCUGAGACACCUAGUGCUCCUAUGAAUCUCAGUUCAUCCCUCCCUUCUGAGAAACCCAGUUCUAAACCUGAGAAACCUAGUGCUCCAAUGGAAACUGGUUCCCCUCAAUCUGAGAAGUCUAGCUCUCACCCUGAGAAACCCAGUUCUAAACCUGAGAAACCUAGUGCUCCUAAGAAUCUCAGUUCAUCCUCCCUUCUGAGAAACCCAGUUCUAAACCUGAGACACCUAGUGCUCCAAUGGAAUCUGGUUCCCCUCAAUCUGAGAAGUCUACCUCUCAUCCUGAGAAACCCAGUUCUAAACCUGAGAAACCUAGUGCUCCAAUGGAAUCUGGUUCCCCUCAAUCUGAGAAGUCUAGCUCUCACCCUGAGAAACCCAGUUCUAACCCUGAGAAACAUAGUUCUCCUAUGA